Messenger RNA from Hibiscus syriacus, 341 nucleotides. RefSeq names its product D-aminoacyl-tRNA deacylase-like. The transcript is spliced from 4 exons. The coding region runs from base 27 to 320 and encodes 97 amino acids. Gene Ontology annotation, biological process: tRNA metabolic process. Gene Ontology annotation, cellular component: cytoplasm. Gene Ontology annotation, molecular function: D-tyrosyl-tRNA(Tyr) deacylase activity. The record is from RefSeq and is a predicted model, not a curated record. Lineage: Eukaryota; Viridiplantae; Streptophyta; Magnoliopsida; Malvales; Malvaceae.
UAAUAUUUGGUUUGAUUCUUCAGAUCAUGCAACGUGAUUAUGGAGUUCUGCUAAUGAGUCAAUUUACAUUGUAUGGGUUCUUGAAGGGUAACAAACCAGACUUCCAUGUUGCAAUGCCACCACAGAAAACUAAGCCUUUCUAUGAAUUUUUGGUUGAGAAAUUCAGAAAAGCUUAUAAACCAGAUGCAAUAAAAGAUGGAGUAUUUGGAGCAAUGAUGAAGGUUAGCUUGGUCAAUGAUGGACCGGUAACGAUGCAGCUGGAUUCAUCACAACCAUCAAAGCGAGUAUCACCAACCUUAGUGAUAUCUGUGAUUGAUUAAUAAACUCAUUUCCAUGGCCAA